Sphaeramia orbicularis (orbiculate cardinalfish) is the source of this 1804-nucleotide messenger RNA. RefSeq names its product cd8 beta (gene cd8b). The coding region runs from base 81 to 704 and encodes 207 amino acids. Gene Ontology annotation, biological process: regulation of immune response. NCBI's taxonomy places the organism in Eukaryota, Metazoa, Chordata, Actinopteri, Kurtiformes, Apogonidae. Gene Ontology annotation, cellular component: cell surface. Gene Ontology annotation, molecular function: MHC class I protein binding; coreceptor activity. The record is from RefSeq and is a predicted model, not a curated record. The transcript has 7 exons.
UGACAGAUAGAUACUAGCAGGAAAAGAAAGUAUCAGCAGCUACCAUUCAACACACGCAUAUACAGAGUGAGUGAUCAAAAAUGAUCCGGCUGCUUCUGGGAUGGACACUGCUGACAGGGACAUUAUGGAGUCUAGGUUCAAGCCAGACCCUACUACAAGAACAAGUCAAAGUUCUCUACCCUAAGAUCAAUGAUUCUGAAACUGUUGAGUGUGAAUGCUUCAACGUCUCCUGUGACUAUGUGUUCUGGUUCCGUAGUCCUCACAACACUGUGACGUUCGAGUACAUAGGGAGAUCCAACAACGCGGACCGUGAUGCUUACAGCAAUGAUUUGUUCAAAUCUCGCUUCAAAAUCAGAAAGAGGAGCGGGGUGUCCUACACUUUACGCAUCAACCGAGUUACACAGGAGGACACAGGGAUUUAUUCUUGUGUCCUAAAAGACAACAGAUACGCAGAGGUGUGGAGGCCUGGGGUUCUGCUUCUGCCAGGAGUGAUCCCCCCAACACCGCCUCCAAAGCCUAAACCCAAACCACCACGCUCAGGCUGCAAAUGCAACAAAAAGAAUCAAAAAUCAGAUGAGUGUGGCUCCAUGGUUCUGUGGCCGUUGGUCGGACUCAUUGCAGGCCUUUCUGUCGCUAUCCUCUGUACACUGUACUACUUCAGCCGGCUUCCCAAAAAAUGCCGGCACCACUUUGCGAAGAAAUGACCAAAGCACCACUUGUACAUCCUACAUUUAACUUAAAUGGCUGAAGUGCAUCACUGAAACACAUCUAUGAAUUGCAAAGAACAUGAGAAGAAUCAUCCUGAAGAUUUUGUCUUUUAACAUCUUUUAACGCGUUCAUGUCUGAGAUGUUUUGAUGUCGACAGUAACAGCAGCAGUGAUGUAUCAUAGUGACAUAAUGAGCGUCUUCUGUUACAUGAGGACGCUCCAGUUUGGUAAAUCCACAGCCAUUCUGAAUAUUAAUGUUUUACAGCUUGUAAAUAUCCUUUUGCUUUGUAGAUUAAACAUUUUAAGCAAUUUAUGUUCAUUUAUUGAAGUGUUCUUUCUCCAUUUACCACAUUAAAGGCGAGGACUUUCCUUCUCUGUAGUUCCAUACAUGUGAUGUUCUUUAAAAUGGAUGUGUGGGGAAUUAUCUGACUGUUCUUUGAUUUGCUUUUGCUGUUUAUUAUAUAUAUAUAUUUAUGAAAUCACUUUAUGCAGGCAUUUUAUGGGUGGUGGUGUUUUUUUUUUUCAGGUAAUUUCCUGGAAAUUCCUCCCAUAACUUGUGCAAAAAUUUGUUGUUAUUUACUUUUUAAUGGCUUCCAGGUCUGUGCAAUUUCACUAAAAUGAAAGUAAAUACAGUGCUACAGUUCAUUGCAUUAUAUAAAAGGGCUUUAUUAGUAUGAUUUGAUCAUUUGAACAUUUCUAAAAACAUCCAUCAGCAAUAUGACGGUGAAAUAAUAUCAUGCAUAACAUAACAGUGUGAUUUUUUCAUAGAUCAUUUUAAUAAGUGAAUGUUUUUGGCUCCAAAGUGAAUCAUUUCUGUUAAAUAUGAAACUCUAAAGGAUGAAUAUUUCAUUUGUCCAUUUAUUCCUACAGGCAUUGGACUUCUACAGCCAAUAACACUGUAUGCAUUUUAUCAUUUGUAAAUAAAAUAUAUAGGUCUGACUUGGAAACAGCAAGAUCUGGCUAAGUAUUUGGAAAAUGAUGAGAAUCUGGGACUUCAGUCAGAAAAUACAGAACCUGUAGAGUGAUGUUACCAUAUUUAUUUGUGUGUUCAUCUCUGGAUCCACGUAAAAAAAGCAUUGUUGGUUGAAAAUUUUGUG